GGCACCUAGUUUCUACGGCUUCGCGUCACUCCGGUGUGAGUGAUGCUUGUAUUUCCGAACACGAGUCUCGUUUAGUGUUACGUCAUCGCUAUGUGACUGCGUGUGUGGACAGUGGGAGUCGAAUGCGUUUGGCGAUCUCUGUGGUUUCUGUCGGCGACGUUAUGAGGUGUUCAACUACAAAGUGAAUUUCUGUCUAUAAUGGACACAAUGAGUACGACAGGAAUCCGCUAUUCGAGUUCUCCGCUGCCCUCCCCGAUACCCAACCAUAUGGAGAAACGGAGUGCCAAGGACAAAGGCUCCAAGUUUCUUCGGAGGCUGGUCCACGUGCGGCACAUGGACUUCCAGUUUGCCCUGUGGCAGAUGCUCUACCUCUUCAUCUCUCCGCAGAAAGUGUACCGCAACUUUCAGUACCGUAAGCAAACAAAGGACCAGUUUGCAAGGGACGACCCUGCAUUCCUGGUUCUUCUUGGACUUUGGCUCAUAGCUUCUUCGGCAGUCUUUGUGCUUGUCCUGGGCAUCCACUUUCUCGGGUUCCUCAAGUUCCUCCUUUGGGUCAUCUUCAUCGAUUGCAUCGGUGUUGGAGUGCUCAUUGCCACUGCACUCUGGAUGGUCAGCAACAAGUACCUGCGGAAGCCGACGUGCCGAACGGAAGAUGUGGAGUGGGGCUACGCAUUUGAUGUGCAUCUCAACGCCUUUUUCCCUCUGCUCGUCAUUCUGCACGUCUUCCAACUUUUCUUCUUCAACGUGUUCAUCCAACACCCGUGGUUCAUCUCGCGCCUCUUUGGAAACACGUUGUGGUUCAUUGCCCUGGGCUACUACAUCUACAUCACGUUCCUUGGCUACAGCGCACUUCCAAUUCUGAAGAACAGCCAGGUGUUCCUCUAUCCGCUGGUGCUUUUGUUUGUCAUCUACCUGUUGACUUUGGCAGGCAACAUCAACCUGUGUAAACUGCUGAUGGACUUCUACAAGUUUCGGGUCAUGUGAGCCAACCGAUUUGUGUGUUGUGUCAUCGUCAAGAAGCUGCACACUCUGGGCCGGGCGAUCCUGGGUGUUGUGCGCAUGGAACAUUGAGGUGCUCCAACCACCGACCAUGCUGUGUCCGAUGUGUCUUUUCAACAAUGUGGCUGGGGAUAGUGCCUCCGUUUAAUUGUCUGUAUAUGCAUCUAGUGAACCAAUAAAGCCUGCCUUUCUACGGUU
This is a messenger RNA of Ixodes scapularis (black-legged tick), 1197 nucleotides long. RefSeq names its product protein unc-50 homolog A (gene Unc50). The transcript has 8 exons. Lineage: Eukaryota; Metazoa; Arthropoda; Arachnida; Ixodida; Ixodidae. Gene Ontology annotation, cellular component: Golgi membrane. Bases 199 to 984 code for a protein of 261 amino acids. The record is from RefSeq and is a predicted model, not a curated record.